ACAAUGAAUCUUGAAAAUGUUCGUGUUAGUGAAUGCUAGGUGUUAGCUCAAAAUAUUGGUAGAGGUGUGAAGCUAGCAUAAAAUAUUUUGAUAUUUAUUAUCUGUGGUUCUAUUUGGCAUCUUCGUCGCCAGAGGGCAUGUGUGUUGUCGUUAAAAAUGUUGGUCGGAAACUGUCUAAAAUGAUGAAUCCGGGUUUUCAAAUGGUUAGAACUUUAAUUAUCUUGUAGAAAAACCACCCAAAAUGAUCCGAUUUAGUAGUUAAUUAGUGGAAAAGACUUUUUACCGGGGUAGAGAGUGGUUUCGGUGUGAAAAAGUCAUAAGACUUGUGUCAUCUGACUGUUCUUCCUUCAAGAUGGCUUCUUCGCCGGAGUACGAUAAGGAACCAAAAGCCCCGGAUAAAAGUGCCACAACUGUAUCUAGUGAAGAUUCAAAACUACUACACAAUUCAAUACACGACCAACAAUCGAACUCUGACCUCAAGUCAACACAUAACACCGACAAUGCCGAAGCGGAGAAUAACAAAGACGUGGAGGCUUUGGACGACAAAAGUCUUCAGGCGCUCCUUGAAGAGGCUAUCGCCUACAAAGGUCCCAAAGAUCGAGAGGGUAAAAGCAGUUUGUUCAAGGAGCUGCUCGAGGAGGCCGAACAGGACGACCAGGCGUGCGAGGCGGCGGCGGCACGGUCGCUGGGCGGCUGUCGCGGCUGCUCGCUGCAGGACCUGGUGGCCGCGCUGGCCGCCGAGCCCGCCGCCGGCCCGCGCCGACACAACGCGCGCCGACACGCGCCCGCGCCCUCCAAUGUGUCUACGCGCGCCACGCAAGGCGGCAGUCUGCCCUCCGGCGUCGACACAUCGUCCCUGCUGAGCGAGGAGCCGGCGCGCGGCGCGGGGUACCUGGCGACGGUGCGCUGCGUCAACCCGCCGCCGCUCGCCGAGCGCCGCGUGUCCGCCAGCGACGCCAACGCGCCGCACGACCUCGAGCUGCUCAACAGAAGGAGCAAACCGACGUACCCGAUGACGUACACGGCGCGCGCGACGCUGGAGAUCGGCAGCGGCAGCGUGUGCUCGGGCCGCGCGGUCACCACCACCACCGCCUCCAACCAGGUGCGUACGCCGCAUCACUCACUCACCCGCCCUGUGCGCCCCCCACCCGCCCCGGCGGACCACCACCAGGCCAAACUCAUGAACGGACUGCGCCCCAGGGCGCCGCGCGACUCACGCCUCGAUGACGGUGGUGGUGGCCAACACGGACACGCGUCCCGUGUCCUAACACCAGAAGUUUCGGAAUAUGUAGCGGAUCAGGAAAAACUUUUCCAGGCGUUAGAGAAUUCCAAAGACAAUUGUUUUGAUGUAAUAAAAACCAGAGAUCAAAAAGGAUUCGAGGAAUUAUUGGAUACUGAAGCAGAUCCAAGCGGAACUCUCGGUGAUAACGAUUACUUCGAAAUGAAAGAAUUUACUGAAAUGAAAAGUCUAUUUGAAAGUAUUGAAAUCUUAGAUGUUAAAAAGAACCUUAUAAAGGAUUCCAAAGGAAAUAGGUGUGAUAAGGACAACGACAAUAGUAUUGAACUCUUAGAUGCACAUAAUAACGCUGUUAAGGAUGCCAAAGGAUGUAGGAGCGAUAAGGACAAGGAAUACCAAAUGGAUCAUGUAAUAGUUAAGGACAUGGAAAAUAUGCAAAUCGAUGAUAAGGAUGUGCAAGAUGUAGAAGCUGAUAGAUUGGAUAUUGAAAAGGGACAGAUGGAAAAAAACGAUAUUCAAACUAAUCUGAAAACUAAUAACGAUGAUCAAGCUGAAGCCAGUGAUCAUUGUAUAGCUAAUAAUAAAGAUUGCGGUGUGUCUUUAAACUCAAACACCGUGCGCACUGAAAAAAAUCUGGAUAAUUUAAACGUCACACAAGACGUCGAUGAUAAAUUAACUAAAUUGAGUGAAAAUAAAACUAGCGACGAUCGAUACGUAUUAGCAGAGCUGCCUAACAAUGCUUACGUUUUCCUAACACUUCCUAAGCGCUUGCUUACGCUUACCAAUUGUGAUGACGUUAUGCGAGUGAAAGAAUUAGAGGCCAAUAAUAAUAUCAAUCCGUACAUGCCUGGUAACACCGCUGUUGCUAAGCCGGCAAAGAAUAAAAAGGAAAAGGCUGUAGUACCUAAAAAUAGCGACAUGAGGAAAGAGGCAUUUAAUAAAAACGCUCUGAAAGUGCUGUUAUUUGAGAGCCAGCUCAGAGGCGAUAGAAUGAUUUCGAUCAAAAGCCGAUUGUCGCCUAUUACGGACGAGGUCGAUUCCGCUAUACCGUUUAGUUGCAUCACAACACCGGAGGUUGUGGCCAGUUGCAACACGACGUCGUCCGCGUCGCAGUCGGCGGUCGCAGUCGAUGCCAAGCCGCUGCAGCUGGGCUCGAGCUACCGCGCCGUGGCCAGUCUCACGGGCGCCGCGCCCGCGCCCCGCGCCGCCGGCCCGCACCCCCCGCACCCCCCGCACCCCCCGCAACCCUCGCCCGAACACGCGCUGCAGCCGCGCAGCGUGAUUCCGAGCAGUUUCAAUGGGCUGCCGCUCUCGCGACCCAACUACGGCUCCACGGCCACCACCGCACCCGACGAAUAUAAGAAAUCCCUGGAUGAAAAUGGCAACUCAGUACAAGGAUUCAGCUCACCUCUCGCGGGCUCCGCGCAACACAAGAAACCCAGAAGGAAAAAGUCUUCCAAAAACGAGACCGUCAUCGAUUGCAGACAGAUAGAUGGUUACCAAGGCGACAAGGACGUGAACGAGCUGCUGCGGUUCAUCGAGUCCAACGCAGAGGGAGCGCGCGCGCCCAAGCUCGGCCGCGCCAAGCACCGGGACGACGCCGACGACAAGGCCGGCAAGAAGCGCUCCACCGAGCGCCGCAAGGACAAGGACAAGGUCAAGCGCGCCACCUCGCUCGAGGAGGUGUCGCGCACCAAGCUCGAGGACCUCACCGCCGGCCCGCGCCGCGCCGACCCGCCGCACCACUCGCACCACUCGCACCACCCGCACCACCCGCCCGCCGGCAAGCCCGAGCGCCGCUCCUGGGGCGACACGCGCGAACCUGACCACGACGACCCCACCACCGAGCUCACAGACUUCCAGACCGUCACCAAGAAACGCAAGCAACGCCGUCAAGCUCCCUCGCCGCCCGGACCGCGCCAAGCGCCGCCCUCCGCGCCGCCCUCCGAGCGCAGCAACGAUUCCAACGACGACCUCGACUCGGCGCACUCGCCGCCACCCGCCGCGCCGCCCGCGCAGCCGCACGCUUCAUACGCGGACAUCGCGCGCACGCGUCACAACAUCCCCGACUUGAUCGAAUCGUGUAACUUCUACGCGGAGGGCGAGGGUGAGGCGCGGCGUGCCGCGGAUGUCUGCUGCCGCCGCCCGCCGACGCGGACGGCUACCCCGCGCUGGAGGUGCGCGCGCCGGCGGCGGGGCGCCGCAGAGACGGGCGCGAUGCCAAGCCGCCGCCGCCCUGCGUGCGCCGCGACCGUAAGGGAGCGCGCGCCCGGCGCCGAGCCGCUCGAGCCGCGCGCCGCCGACGGCCCCGCGCCCGACGUGGUGGCCGACCGCCGCCCGCCCGUCAUCCUGCUCGACGUCGCCGCGCGCCCCGGCGACAUGGACGGCGUCACCUUCGGCUUCGACAUCAACGAACAGCUGCUGAGCGGCCCGGCGCGGCGCCCGCGCUGCGACCUGGUGCGGGACGCGCUGGAGGGCGGCGCGGGGGGCGGGGUGGCGGUGCGCGCGGGCUGCGCGGCGCUGCGCUACGUGCCGCCCGACCCGCCCGCGGACACGCACCACCUGCACCAGAUCAUCGACUACGUCGGCAACGCGUGGGAGGACGUGGUGCGAUGCGGCGGCGGCAAGGUGCGGUACUUCAGCGAGUAGCGGCGUCGGCGUGCGAGUUUCGCACGCCCCGAGCCCCCCUCACGCGUGUGUAUCGGAUUAUAUUUUUGUCGCUUAAAUUAAGAGAAAUAUUGAGUGGAGUGCGCGAACCCUGUGAUCUCUACGUACUCUGACGGACAGUGCGCGGGAGAGCGACGGUCGGACGCUGCAAGCGCAAUGCCCUCUCAUACCGAACGUACUAAAGUGAGUGAAGGUGAACUAGUGACGGUGAGCGAUGUGGGCGCAGCUGCGACACACGCGGCGCGGUCACAGAACGAGACUUAACCGAGAACUACCUACGGCAUUUAAUGUUCAAUGUACACUUAAAAAUCAUAAAAAAAUAAUAUUAUAAGGUUAGUCGAAAACUCAAUGUUUGUAUUUAUUUGAGAUUAUGUAGUCUGACGCGCAAUAAUGUAACUAAAGUUCGAUUUAAUUGAUUGUUAAUUUGAAUCUUCCUGAGCAUGAUAUUUGUCGCUUGUAUUUUUGAAUUUUUCGUGUUUUGCAUACAUGUGACUGUAUUUCCCAAGUUAAAGUUUGUAUUGUUACCAAACUACACAAUAUUACCAGAUAAAAGGAGAAUUAUCGGAAGAACUAAAAAAUAUAGAAAAGAUUGUGUUUAAUUCAUUAGACUGUUGGAAAUAAUGAGAAGAGAGUGCGUUUGUAAUGGUAUCGCAUUAACUGCUGAGUGUUAGACGGCUAGUGAUUGUGUUUUGGGAACUGUGUACAAAUUGAUCAAGCAAAAACUAUUUAGGUAAUAAAAUAUGUGUGAUUCAUUACUGUGCAUCGUUUGAAACUAAUAUAAACGUCUCGUCGGUAAUGCGCUGUAAAAUAUUUAACAUUAUAUAUUUUAUAUGUGUAUAAAAUAUAAAAAUACAUAAAUAUUGAGAUGAGUAAGUCACCGAGUGAGUGGCGAGUGCUGAGUAUGAAGCGAGUGUCGCGAGUGAGAGCAUGCUGCCUGUCUGCUGCCACUCCUAUUAACUGUCGCGCCAGAUUCACAUACAUUAUGUAGGUUUUUUUACGAAAGCAUGUAAUAUUUUGUUUCUGUUAAUUUUAUUGUGCUUGAGUGUUGUUAUGUAAUCACAAAUAUUUGGUAGAUUUUUUUUUGCUAACUAGCCAUGCAAAUCUAUUUUGUUAUGUAUUUUUAGUUUUAACAUGUUAAUGUGAUGUAAAUAAAUUGCGGAUCUUAAGAUGUAACUGGCCAUGUUUGUAUGGAGCGGUGCCAUCUAGCUUGGCCGUUGUCUUAUUACGGAUAAAACACAACAUACAAAUUCUAUAGAGUACAUAUAUUUAUAAACAUCUUGUAAUAGCAUAAUAGAAUAUGCCUAACUCCGUCACGUAAUAAGCCAGUGGUCGAGUUACAUAGAGUAUAUGUGAGACUGAUGGGUUGUCGCUCUCCGUAAUGCAUAAUUCAAAUCGAUGAAUAAAUGUGUAUUGUUGCUCAUUACGCGAAAUAAGAA
This is a messenger RNA of Manduca sexta (tobacco hornworm), 5340 nucleotides long. RefSeq lists its product as uncharacterized. Lineage: Eukaryota; Metazoa; Arthropoda; Insecta; Lepidoptera; Sphingidae. The record is from RefSeq and is a predicted model, not a curated record.